AAGGAGUGUUCGAGAGAGAGAGGGAGAGAGAGAAAGAACGAGUGUAUGACAUGAGCUGAACAGCAUUCAACAGGCUUGAAAGACAAAGAAGCAGUGUGUACUCAGUAGUCAGUGUUGUGUGAAAGUGUGUGUUAGUGAGUGUGUGAGAGAGAAAAAGGUGGCAGAAAAGAGAGAGAGAGAGAAAGGAGAAUUGAGGACAGAGAUGCUGAAGAAGGGAUAUUAGCGGUGUUGGUAGGUUAGAAAUGGACCCCCAGCACAGGGCAGCUCUUGAUAUCUCCACCAGGAAUCCACAGGACGAUUUUGAGAUUCUGCUCAGGGUCGGAGGAGGAACAUAUGGAGAAGUUUACAAGGCACGCAACAAGCAAAAUGGGGAGCUGGCUGCUAUCAAGGUCAUCAAAAUGGAGCCAGAGGAUGAUUUCUCCAUCAUCCAACAGGAGAUCGUCAUUGUAAAGAGCUGCAAACAUCCCAACAUAGUAGCUUAUUAUGGCAGUUACAUACGAGCUCAUAAACUGUGGAUUUGUAUGGAGUUCUGUGGAGGAGGCUCCCUGCAGGACAUCUAUCAAGUGACAGGUGCUUUGUCUGAGCCACAGAUAGCCUACAUCUGCAGAGAAAUGUUACAGGGCUUGGAGUAUUUGCACGCUCAGAAGAAAAUUCACAGAGAUAUCAAAGGUGCCAACAUCCUCCUCAAUGAUCAGGGCGAGGUCAAGCUGGCUGAGUUUGGGAUCUCUGCACAGAUCACUGCAACUCUAGCUCGGCGAAUGUCCUUCAUUGGAACGCCAUAUUGGAUGGCACCAGAGGUAGCAGCAGUGGAGAUAAAGGGCGGCUACAAUGAAUUGUGUGACGUUUGGUCCGUGGGAAUCACAGCUAUCGAGCUGGCAGAGCUACAACCUCCACUGUUUGACGUCCACCCACUGCGUGUCUUGUUUCUGAUGUCCAAGAGCAGCUACCAGCCCCCUAAACUCAAGGACAAAAAUAAAUGGUCGUCCACAUUCUAUAACUUUGUCAAGGCCAUGUUGGUGAGGAACCCAAAGAAGAGACCGAGUGCCUCCAAGACACUCACAAAUGUGUUUUUGACCCAGCAGUGUCUGAACAGGGAUCUGACUCUGGAACUACUGGAGAAGUUUCGCCACCCUGAGAAACUGAGGAGCUGCGUGGCCACAGAUGAGGAGGAAACAGAGGUGGCAGUACCUGGGUCUUUAAGAAGGAUUCAGUCCAUUAACAAACACAAUAAAGCAGAGAGGACCAGCUCUGACAUAAGCUUGGAACAGAUCUACACUCAAAGGGGAGUAAGAAAUGAAGCAUUCAGUCUUCUGUUAAGGAACUCUCUGGGAUCAACAGGCAGCAGCAGGAGUCAAGGGAGGGACGACGACACGGACUCUGAUGGUGACUACGAUGAUGUUGAUAUCCCGACCAUAAAAGCCACGAGCGACAUCAAAAAUGACAUUCCACCCCCACUUCCACCAAAACCCAAAGCUCUGACGAGUUCGGAGGAAAGCAUCCCAGGAGAAGAUGAUCGGUUGAGGAAGCCCUGCUCUAUGUACAACCCUGCUCUUAUUAGGACCUCCAGUGGUACUCAUGUCCGGCCCACUCUAAAACCACGAGUGUCACGAAACUCAGACCCGGCAUAUUUUCCUGCUCAAACACACAACAGCUUACCCGACGUUGUUCCACCUAUUCCUCCCAAAGGAAUACGCAGACGGCAGCCUCCAUCAAAGGAUACUGCCGAGUGUGUCAGCCCUGUCACGAAGAAACCUCCCGUCUACUUUAAAAAGAUUUUCUAUGGCUGCCCUCUGAAAGUAAACUGCUCUACAACUUGGGAAAACUCAGCCACCAAAGAGCAGCACCUCCUCUUGGGUGCAGAGGAAGGAAUCUACACCAUGACCCUCAACAGCUCUGAGGCCACCAUGGAGCUGUUGUAUCCAGGAAAAUGCACCUGGGUCUAUACCAUUAAUAAUGUCCUCAUGUCGGUGUCAGGUAAAUCAUCACAGCUUCAUUCACAUUCCCUAAAGGAGUUGUUUGAACAAGCUAAGAAAGACCAGAGGAUGGUUGCCUUGCCAACUCACAGACUGCUGCCAAGGAAAUGUGCAGUGACGAGUAAAAUUCCAGAUACCAAAGGCUGCAAGACAUGUUCAGCUGGUGCAGAUAACCUGCAGCAGGGAUGUGUGUUCCUGUGCUGUGCUCUGGAGUCCAGUGUGGUGCUGCUGCAGUGGUACGAGCCUAUGCAGAAGUUCAUGCUCAUUAAGCAUUUUGACUUCCCCCUUCCCUCCCCUCUGCGGGUGUUUGAGAUGAUAGUAGCUCCACAGGAGGAGUAUCCUCUGGUGUGCAUCGGUGUGUCUCAGGGCUCCAGCCCUAACCCUCCAGUCGCUGUAGAAUACAUGAACCUCAACUCCAACACUUCCUGGUUCACCAGAUCCGGUCUUGAAAAACCUGUUCCAGACGUGGUACAGGUAAACCAGCUGGAUGGUAAUUCACUGCUUGUCCUUUUAGAAAAGUCAGUUUAUGUUGUCGAUCUGACGGGGGCGCUAAAGAGCAGCAGGUCCCUGUCACUCGAGGCCACCUUCUCUUUUGACGUGGAGUCUGUAGUUUAUUUCCAGGACACUCUGCUGGCAGUGUGGCGUCACGGCUGGCAGAGGAGAGGACACAGUUUUUCUGAUGUGCUGGAUGAAAUUGUUGACCACAGGAAGAUCUACAGAUUGGUGCAGUCAAAUGGGAGGAUUGUUUUGGAGACACGUCAGACUGAAGACCAAUCAGGGCUGUCCAACCUUUACGUCCUGGAAAAUGCAGAGAACUACGUCCUCUUGGCCUGAUGUCCCUGUUGGCUUCACAAACUCCAGGCUGCAGUUUUGACUAAUGCUUCUACUUGAGACCUUCAGCAUUGAAUGGAAGACGCAUUGAAUAAGGCACAGGAUCAUCUUGACCUCUGAUGACCUUGAACGUGUUAUUGCCCUUGCAUUCAGUGGAACUAUGUCUUGACACCAUUAACCCCUCAAUUAAAGGGACUGUGUUGGGUGUCAUAUUGACUCUGAUGUCGACUGUUGGAUGAGAAACUAUCUUCAGAUUCCUUUGUAGCAGAUUUGAUUUCUCAAAAACCGUGGGUAAAGGAGAGUCCUCUUUCAAAACUAAAGAGGAUUCUGCUGCUGUAUAUGGCUUUUCAAAGACGCCACGUACAAGAAUUACGGACUCCAGCAGAGCAGCAUUGCUUUUUAUUGUUUUUGUUUUCUCAAGUUAUGUGUUGAUGGUGAAAUUAUGUAUUUCACUUUCUGUAAUAAAGUUAUUAAAAAGAA
This is a messenger RNA of Cynoglossus semilaevis (tongue sole), 3284 nucleotides long. RefSeq names its product mitogen-activated protein kinase kinase kinase kinase 1 (gene map4k1). Gene Ontology annotation, biological process: protein phosphorylation; intracellular signal transduction. The transcript has 32 exons. The record is from RefSeq and is a predicted model, not a curated record. The coding region runs from base 243 to 2807 and encodes 854 amino acids. Gene Ontology annotation, cellular component: cytoplasm. Gene Ontology annotation, molecular function: MAP kinase kinase kinase kinase activity; ATP binding. Lineage: Eukaryota; Metazoa; Chordata; Actinopteri; Pleuronectiformes; Cynoglossidae.